Messenger RNA from Chinchilla lanigera (long-tailed chinchilla), 3725 nucleotides. It is a transcript of the gene St6galnac1, whose product is annotated as ST6 (alpha-N-acetyl-neuraminyl-2,3-beta-galactosyl-1,3)-N-acetylgalactosaminide alpha-2,6-sialyltransferase 1. Bases 1179 to 2924 code for a protein of 581 amino acids. Gene Ontology annotation, molecular function: alpha-N-acetylgalactosaminide alpha-2,6-sialyltransferase activity. NCBI's taxonomy places the organism in Eukaryota, Metazoa, Chordata, Mammalia, Rodentia, Chinchillidae. The transcript has 9 exons. The record is from RefSeq and is a predicted model, not a curated record.
CCCACGUGCAUUUCUUUUGCCCAGCAUCGAAAACGGGCACGGGACAGGAGAGUGUAAUUGCACCUGCCAAGUGCCUAGGAGAACUGGAAGUCAAGGGCAAGUCAGGGCAAGGAGAGCUAGGAAUUGACACUGGUUUAUUCAGAAAAUGUUUAUGAAGUCAGUGUAUGAUGAGCGUUUACUCCUUAGGCAGAAGGAGGAGGGACCGAGGGAUGGGCAGAGUCGGGGAGAGAGAGAGGGAGGGAGGGACAGAGAGAUUAUGAGUCUGAACGCCAGGUCAGUGCUGGAAGAGAUGGUUCUCCCUGCUCUAAGGCGCUUCCUGGGAAGUGGCUGAAGGCAAGGGCUUUGGGUAGAGAAAGGGAAGCUGCGCCCUGGGAGUGGCGCACGCUGCCCGGUGCCCCGAAGAACUCGCGCUCCCCAGUCCCUCACAGCUGUACCCGUCCAGGCGGCACCUUUCCCACCUUAACUGCUUGAGAAGACCUGUGCCUUCUGGGGCACCAGGAGCACUAUUUUUCACGGUAGCGAUCCACAGGGCUUUAUGGGGGCUGCUUCUCUAACUCUGCUGCUCUCUUCAAACCUAGAAAGCCAAUCUUGGUUUUAUUGCUCUGAGUUACCCAUUUUCCCCGCAAGAGUCUGUGCUGCCUUUCUUCUUUCUUCUGCAGAGUUAAUGAUUUCUCAGGGGCGCUGCUGUGCCGUGAGUAGGGACGCACGCCCCGGCCGGCAGCUCACCGCACGCCUGGGCACCCUCCGGCUCACUGGGGCUACUUCCUCAGCUGUGAAAUUGGGACAUGGGAACACCCUGCUCCUAGAGUGGCCAUGGGACCACACCAGUUCCGGUGAAGAUAAGGCAAGAAAGUUGAGUAACCCAAUAAAAGUGAAGUUCAUGUAACUUAUGUGUGUUUCUCAUAAAGUUCUACAUCCAGAAAUUGGCUUCAGAGACCAAAAAAAAAAAAAAAAGUGGACUUGUUUGAACAAAAGGAGUUUCUCUUCCUUCAAGCCUCGACAGCUAAGCCUUCCUAGAGCAGCGCAAGCGGCUCCUCCUUUCCCUGCCCUGGCAGAGACUGACCCACUCCAGGGUGAGGGAAGGGCGUGCACUGCGGCCAGCACACAGCAGGGCUCCCUCGGCCCCUGCGUCCAGCCCCGGGAGCUGCAGGCGUUUCCCUCAGGUCCCAGCCCCCACCAUGAGGUUCUGUCCACGGAGACUCACGCACCUGAGCUCCAGUGUCCUGUGGCCCUUGCUUUUGGCCCUGCUGCUCUUCCUCCUCUUCACCCUGCCCUCCUUUGUGAAGGAGCCUCACACAAAGCCUUCCAGGUAUCAAUAUUCAUGGAACAAUGUAAAGUGGGCUUGGGACUCGCUGCAAAGAUCAAUGUCCCUGGUUCCCAGCCUGCAACAGGGGACCAGCGUCCAUGCAGGGCCAGGGAAAGAGAACGGCACCCCGGACACAGACCCUGGGCCCACAGCGCACCUGGCUAGAGGGAGCAGGAGGACAGAGGCCGCCCAGGUGCCACCGCAGCAGCAGGGGACGGUGCCUGGCACAGCAAUGGCCACACUACAGAAGGGACAGGGAGAAGAGAAAAGCCAGGGGGAUGCGCUGCCACCAAGAGGUCAGCACAAGGAGAUGGCCUCUGUCGGGUCAAAGGCACCAACACUGCAAAGUCAGCACAGGACGACAGGAGGCAGGAGGGACCAGAAGGGGAGGCCAACAACGGCAGGGACGGUAUUGAAAAGGCCUCAGGGCAAAGCGCUGGCCACCACAGGAGCAGUUACAAGAAGGACAAGAAAGAAAGCAAACACCACAGCAGCUGUCCCAGCCAAAGAGAAGGCGGCACAGGCCGCCCCUGCACCUUCCCCGCGCCCCACCACGAGUGAACGCCAAAGACUGAAGGCCGCCAACUUCAAGUCGGAGCCCCGGUGGGAUUUUGAGGAAAAGUACAGCCUUGACGUGGGGGGUCUGCAGACGACGUGCCCUGACUCAGUGAAGAUCAGAGCCUCCAAGUCCUCGUGGCUCCAGAAUCUCUUUCUGCCCAACCUCACUCUCUUCCUGGACUCCAGACACUUCAACCAGAGCGAGUGGGAGCGGUUGGAACACUUUGCACCUCCCUUCGGCUUCAUGGAGCUCAAUCACUCCCUGGUGCAGAAAGUCCUGACCCACUUCCCGCCAGUGCCCCAGCAGCAGCUGCUCCUGGCCAGCCUGCCUCCGGGGAGCUCGCACUGCAUCACCUGCGCCGUGGUGGGCAACGGGGGCAUCCUGAACAGUUCCCACGUGGGCCAUGAGAUAGACAGCCACGACUACGUGUUCCGGUUGAGCGGAGCUCUUAUUAAAGGCUACGAACAGGACGUGGGCACCCGGACCUCCUUCUACGGCUUCACAGCCUUCUCCCUGACCCAGUCGCUGCUCUUGCUGGGCAGCCGGGGUUUCCGGCACGUGCCCGUGGGAAAGGACAUUCGCUACCUACAUUUCCUGGAAGGCACCCGGGACUAUGAGUGGCUGGAAGCAAUGCUUGUGAAUCAGACCCUGGUGAAAAAAAACCUUUUCUGGUUCAGGCGCAGGCCCCAGGAAGCUUUUCGGGAAGCCUUGCAAAUGGACAGAUACCUGUUGCUACACCCAGACUUUCUCCGCUAUGUGAAGAACAGGUUUCUGAGGUCCAAGACCCUGAACACCACCCACUGGAGAAUAUACCGGCCCACCACUGGUGCACUCCUGCUGCUCACGGCCCUGCAGCUCUGUGACAAGGUGAGCGCCUACGGCUUCAUCACCGAGGGCCACGAGCGCUUUUCUGACCAUUACUAUGAUAAAACAUGGAAACGACUCAUCUUUUACAUAAACCACGACUUCAAGUUAGAGAGAGAGGUCUGGAAGCGGCUGCAUGAUGAAGGUAUCAUCUGGCUGUACCAGCGUCCCCAAAAUCCGAACGCGAAGAACUGACUGGCGCCUGGGCUGCAGCGGUCUCUUCUUUACCUCCUCCAAAACAUGGGGUGCUGAGGGAGUCUCAAGGCUCCUCUGCCAUCUGCCCAGGGCUUGAGCCAGCCUGCAUCCUAUGAAGAAAUCUCCCUCAAGACGGCAGGGAGUUGGAGUCCUUUGGAAAGUUGCUGCAGGUUCUGAUGGGGUUCCCGAGGACACUUGUAAUUAACGGGAGCGAUAAGUGGUCAGUGCCCCUAAAUUGCUAGAAAAGCACUCUCCACUGUCCAAAAGCCACGUGGCGCAGAGGAAAGAGCCGAAGCGUGCAGAGACUUCUAGAUCGAGUUUGAAUUCCAGAUCCUCUACUUGGACACUGUGAAGUCUUGGAGUUAUCUGAAGAUCCUUCCAGCCAUCAUCUCAGUCUAGAAGGACUGCACUUUUCCUUGUUCUCUGAGUUAUUUGACAGCUCCAUGUACUGUAUAAAGCAGUGAAACGGGGCUGGGGAUUUAGCUCAGCGGCACAGCGCCUGCCUGGCAAGCACAAGGUCAUGAGUUCGAUUCCCGGUACCGGAAAAAAACCAAAUAAAUAAAUAAAUAAAUAAAAAUAAAACAGUAAAACAAGUGAUUCCUGCCCGUGAAGACGCAAAUAAAUUUUAUACAAUGAAGAUUUUAUAACUCCAGGGAUAGUCACCAGUCUAACAUCAACUCGAGAAUUCCUUCUCACAGUCCCGAUUGUCAAAAUGUGUGUCUGUGAUUGGGAUUCUCUGCCGAACCAGUUUUUACUUUUUACUGGUUCUUUCAUUAAUGAAUAAAUAAAAUAUUUGACACG